This is a messenger RNA of Toxotes jaculatrix (banded archerfish), 1564 nucleotides long. RefSeq names its product probable polypeptide N-acetylgalactosaminyltransferase 8. NCBI's taxonomy places the organism in Eukaryota, Metazoa, Chordata, Actinopteri, Toxotidae. The record is from RefSeq and is a predicted model, not a curated record. Bases 248 to 631 code for a protein of 127 amino acids. The transcript is spliced from 3 exons.
CUCAAAAGCACUGGAGCAAGGAAUAACCAACAUACCCUGAUCAGUAAUGAACUGUAACCAAGAAAAGUCCUAAGUACGAGGAGAACUAAUCCAAACCUGAUUCAGAGAUACCCACACACUGCCUGAGCCUUAGUGCAUGGCACUACUGCAGGGUGUGUGCCACAUUAACCUGAGUGUCUUUGUGACUUACCUCCACCUAUGUUUGAUAAAGUUGCACUAACACAAUGAUUAAUUCCCCCAAUGACAGAUGAAGAAUCUUGAUGCUGACAUGUGCUUAGACCAAGGCCCUGUGCCAGGUCACACACCCAUUGCUUUUGGCUGCUACUACUAUGGACCUCAAUUCACAUAUUACCGCACAACUGGUGAGCUCUACAUCGGCGGCCUCAAGUCCCACAAAUACAAUGAUAACCGGUGUUUAACUGAUGUUGGCCAAAAAGAAACUGAGCCAGGCCUUUACAACUGCAAAGAAGCUAUGCAGAAAGGAAUGGGGAUAUACUGGGACUUCACUCAGGGUAAAGAACUGAAGAACAGACAGACAAAAAGAUGUCUGGAGAUUAAAAGUAGCAAACUUCUAAUACAGGAAUGCUCUGGCCAAAGAUGGGAAAUCCAAAACAUAAUCAAAGCCUUUUAAAGUGUCAGUGAAUCCAAUAAGUGCUCUUCUUUGCUCAUAGGUCAGUGGAUAAUAACAGUUGAAUGUGUAAAAUGUAAACGAAAGUCAAUGAAAUGUGACUACUGUUACGACUCUUGUAAUUCUUUAUAUGUUCUCUUACUUGGGAUAGAAAAAGUAAUUUAUUUUGGUAAUCUUAAGUGAAAUGUGUGGACAUUUCCCCAAAAAUAGAAUUUUGUAAAUUUGCUUGACAUCUUCUGUAUUAAUAUUAAGGUUGCAAAUGAUUGUUUUCCUUAUUUAUUAAUAUUCCAGUUAUUUUUUGAUUCACUGCUUAGUCACAGUUAUUCACAAGAAAAAGAUACUAACCAUGAAUUACCAAAACCCAAAACAAUGUUAGGAUUCCUUUUUUUACCAGGUGACUGUGAGAAAUACCAGAGGUUUGGUUAAAGGAAAUACCCAUAUAAAAUAGCAAAACUGAGAAAAGUGAACAAAUCCCAUAUAUUUCUCUCAUGUUUUUCAAUCCAAAAUUAUGACCAAUGAUUAAAUGUGAGUUUUCCUGGCUUUGCUAAGUGCAUGUUCAAUAUUAAAUGAUGGUCUAAUAACACAGGAAUAACGUCCAGGGGACAGCUACUCUUAUAUCACUAAAAUAAUCCAGGUCAGGUUUUCUGUUGUUGUUGUUGUCUGUGUAUUGGAUCUUGAUUAUUUCUUUUGAAAAUGUCACAUAGUUAUGGUAAGAGGUGUGGUGUGGCUGGUUGUUAUAACAGUGUCAUAUUGUCAAUGGAAAACUAUUGUGGGUGUGUAAAGGAUCUUGGUGUUUUAUCAAAGUCUGUUAGACUAAAAUAACCUCCAGCCUCAGUCCCUUCUGGAGAUCCUCAACAAGCCAUUUUUUUAAACACAGUUUUUCAAAUAUUUAACUUUUUGUUUGGAACUUAGAAAUAAAUUGAUCUAUCAAACUAC